Messenger RNA from Leptopilina heterotoma, 1213 nucleotides. RefSeq names its product Bardet-Biedl syndrome 5 protein homolog (gene BBS5). The transcript has 7 exons. Gene Ontology annotation, cellular component: BBSome; ciliary basal body. The record is from RefSeq and is a predicted model, not a curated record. Gene Ontology annotation, biological process: intracellular transport; cilium assembly. Gene Ontology annotation, molecular function: phosphatidylinositol-3-phosphate binding. Lineage: Eukaryota; Metazoa; Arthropoda; Insecta; Hymenoptera; Figitidae. Bases 100 to 1128 code for a protein of 342 amino acids.
GAAUGUUGUACUUCAGGCGCCAUGGUAACGACUAUUGAUUACGACAAUGAAAUGUUGUCAUAGAACAAAAAAUGUCAGUAUUGUUUUGAAAUUCUAAAAAUGUGGCAAAACAACGAAGUUAGAUUCGACAUUCCCUUUUCGCAAAUUGAAAUGCGAUUAGGAGAAGUGAUUAUUGACAAAUUGGAGAAUAUUGAGGACAAUAAAGGCAAUGCUGGCGAUCGGGGAAGAUUAUUGAUAACAAAUUUGAGAAUUAUUUGGCAUUCCUCGGGUUAUCCUCGAAUCAAUUUAAGUAUUGGAUAUAAUACGUUUGUGUCCGUGACCACGAAAGCUGUCGCUCGAGUGUUUAGCAGUAAUACGCAAGCAUUGUACAUUCUAUCAUCGUUUCGAAGUUGCAGAUAUGAAUUUCUAUUCAUAAAUCUAGAUCCAAAGAAUAGUCGUCAUUAUACGUCCGUUUUAGGUGUUUAUAGAUCGUACAUAUCAUCGAAAUUGUAUAGAGAAAUUAAAUUGAGAGGCGCAAUUAUCCACGAUAAACGUCUCACUAUUCUGCCGCAGGAGAAUAUUCACUCAACAUUACAUGGUGUCUGGAAUUUAUCAACAGAACAGGGAAAUGUGGGAAUGUUCAUUGUCACCAAUGUGAGAAUAGUUUGGUUUGCGGACAUGAAUCACCAAUUCAACGUUUCUUUGUCAUAUCUCGUAUUUGCAAGCGUGAAUAUAAGAACAUCAAAAUUUGGACCAACUCUGGUGAUUGUCAGCAGUGAGGCGAGUGGCGGCUACGUCUUAGGUUUUCGAAUAGAUCCCGUAGAGAAACUUCAUAUGAUCCACAAGGAAAUUAAGGCACUCCUGGCGACGUACAACAGAUCUCCAAUAUUCGGAGUCGAUUACAAACCCGAACAUAAUGCGCCUGUGGAACGUAAAAUAGAUCUGAAUGAAUUUUCCGAAGUUGAAGAAAUUGCCGAGGACGAAAUUUCAAAUGCCCUUGGUGUUUAUUUCAAUGACGGCGAGGAGAGUAAUCGAAUUCCCGUUUAUAAUAAUUAUGUUGGUCUCAUGGUCGAGGAAUUGAAAGAGGACACCACUAUGCAACAAUUAUGGGAAUUGAUUCCAUCGACUUCAUCGCAAAAUUCAAAAUAAAGAGGGAAAAAUAAUAAUUAAGAGAAAAGAAAAGCAGAAGAUGAAGAAAAAGGAAAAGAAGAAAUUAAGAUAAAAGAAAACAAGA